Molecule: messenger RNA, 4098 nt
Organism: Oenanthe melanoleuca
Lineage: Eukaryota; Metazoa; Chordata; Aves; Passeriformes; Muscicapidae
Product: translation initiation factor IF-2-like
Exons: 2
Coding region: 1-897 (298 amino acids)
Source: RefSeq, a predicted model, not a curated record
AUGCCACAGAGGGGCAAGAAGAAAGGCAGGGCCGCUGGCGGCGCGGAUCCCCGCUCCCUGCCGCUGACACCCGCCGCUGCCAACUCCUCCUCUCCUCUAAAUCAUGCACCGAACAACAUGGAAACAUCCACCGCGGCAGCAGCAGCGCUACCCAGCCAAGCCGCCCCUCGCCCCGCUGCUCCCCUUUCCUCGCCGCCGCCCGCAGCCUGCGCGGUCCCCGAGUGUCCCUGGCGGCCGCCGACACCCCCGCCGCCCUCCGACGCGACCACCCCACCCCCCGUGGAAGCGGCAAUGCCCACUAAUCCCUCCCCCGCUCCGCACACGCACACAUCUCCGCGCCGCUCCCCGCCCCCGGAGCGGGAGCCCGGCUCCUGCGGGGUGGGCGAGAUCGCCGCUGCCCGGCAGGAAGAGCUUCCCCGCGGCCGCUCCUCCUUCCCGCCGCCUCGGCCGCUCGCCCUUCCAAGCAGGAGGCGGGGUAGUGGCGGGGGAAAGCGGAGCUCGCUGCCAGGGAGCUGCCGCUGUUCGUUCGGCUCCGCUCGGUUCGGCCCUGCCCGAGUUGCCGACAGAGCAGCGGAAAGGGAAAGGAGUGCACUAGCAAGGGCCGAGCUCGACCGGCUUUUAAAUGGUCGGGCGCCGCGGGCGUGGUGCGGCAGGAAUAUGGCGGCCCGUCUCCCGCCGCCGCUCCCGCUCUCUCUCCGCCCCGCGGCGCGGUGGGGGCGAGCGGCCGGGGCAGCCGAGCCCCCGCCCGCGCGGGGCCGCCCCCAGGGCCCCCCUGCCGCGGCGGAGGAGGAGGGCACGGGAGGAGGUGCGGGGAGAGGCGGAACGGAUCCUCACGCCAAAUGGCUGCGAGGAGCUGUGCGUGCUCCGGUUUGUCCUGCCGGGCAGCGCCUUGCCUAACGCCGUAUUUGUUUUCGAUUCCUUUGUUUUCAGUCGUGGGCACGCAUUUUUAUUCAGUUCCCAUCCUAGGAGAGAUGAGUUGGGUUGGCAGGGACCGGCGGAAAAUGUGGCCGGCUGAAAGGAAGGAAGCAGUAAGGAGACGAAAAUGCCUUUUCCACCUUUGGCCGGAAUGGGAAGGCAGAGCUGGCACACGCACCCCGUCAGGCACCCGGAAGGUUUGGUGCCCUGACUCCCUGCUGGGAAGGCAAAGCGCUGCGUUGGGCACCAGCGCGCUGGGGCACCCCACGGAACGCCGCCGGUGUGGCUGCGAGGGGUGUCGUGCAGAGAAGCGCGUGUGGCAGCCCCGCCGUGCCCCCCAAGCACAGCACGGAGCGGGACGCACCAGGAGCCAAGCCAGCCGUCCACAGCGCUCCCGCUGCCCGCUCCAGCACCACCGCCCACCAGCCGCAUGAUUUGGCUCCUUAACCGUGCGCUGAACUGAUCCUGGUGUAUUGUGUUGGGUGGGAAUUUUGUUGGUCGUUAGGGUUUGUUGCUUGCUUGCUUGCUUGACUGGGUAUUUUCCCAGAGUUUGCUGUUAGUUUAAGGAUUUGCAUUGUCUUUCACAAAGCUUCGGUCGACCCUUCAAUCCUUCUCAUGGAAAACGUCUGGUAGGCACAGUGUGAUCCAGACCACCGCUUCUGUGGGAAUAAGCUGCCGGAUCACCUGCAGGAGCCAGUUGUUCCUGUAUUGUUCUGCACAAGUCUGGUGGAACAGGACCAUAAAUUUCAACCCUGAAAAAAAAACAAAAACCCAAAGCAAAAAAUCUCACCAUGCUUGACAUAGCCACAUGACAAAUUGCAUUAAUAAAUUGGCAGCGUAUGAGCUGAUACUACAGUAAUAUGGCCACUCACUGACAAGGAACACUUAAGUCCUCAGUACUGGCACCUGUUCCUCUGAAUCUUUUGUUCUAUUGUAUUGCUUUUACCAUGAAAUGGAUGCCAAUUAGGCAUCCAGGCUUAUUAGUAUUUUUAUUAUUUUACAGUUAUAUAGGUUAAAAUCUCCUCCCAAAAGUUUCAGCAAAGCCUGUGAUUAAGUGUUCAGCCCAGGAUACAGUAUGGGAGAUACUAGUCUUCCACCUCCGUGACGUAAAUUAUAAAUUCAUCUUUUAGCAUCAUAGAAAUACUGUUGUUUUUGUUAAAAUACCUUUUAUGUGCAUUUAUUAUGUUCGUCACAUUCAAGCACAUUUUUCUUUCAGCUUCUUGAAUUUUUAACAAGGCAGUUUUUUUUCUUUAGGGGUUUCUUAUUUUUGUGCAAGUCCAAAGUAAGUUUUUCAUGUAUAUAAUCAGAUGUAUUUUUUAACCUACAGAGACCUUGUAUAAUAUCUAGCUCAUUUGCCAUGAGCAGGACUUCUCAUGCUCUGCUGGGUUAAUGGCAUUGUAUGUUUGGAUUAUUUAUCUAAGACCUCAAACAUUCUGUUCUAGCUUUUACUCUUCCCCUAUAGUCUACUCUUGGAUAUAUGCUUCCUAAUUCUGAUUUCAUUUAAGUUUAAUAGCAUAGUAACUCUAUCAUUUUCAAUGGAAUUGCAUUGCUUUUCACUAUCAUACACAGUAGUGUCAGACCCUGAGCUCCCUUAAAGAUAUUUAACAUAUACACUGUAAUCCUAUGACUCCUCCAGUUUGUUCAGUGACUAUUUCAAAAAUAGUCUAACCAUUAGAAAGCAUAUACUGCUAGGCCCUCAUUCCCAUCUUAGUUCCCAUCUUAGCUGUGUCACAGGACAGGGAAGCAAAAGUUACACAUUACCCAGACAGAGGUAGUUCUUUUGGUAUUUAAUGGAAAAGUAUUAUUUGUAAAUCUUUCCUUCUUCCAAAGAGUGAAUCAGCUGAGGUUAUUUUCUUGCAAUCCAAAGUAUGUCACUAGAAGGACCAUGGAUAACCACCUCAUUGCCCAUAAUUUUAUAAUGGAAGACUAAUCCAAAAUCAAAGCAUUCUUCAAUACUUUUCACAAUCUUGCACCAAAGUUUAGUAUGUAAAGUGAAAAAUUAUUUUUCUAGUGAAAAUGAACAGAAAAUAAAUACCCACAUUCAUGUAAUAAUUCUUCAUAAAAUUAUUUUUUCAAUAUGCAAUUUAUACACAAAUUAAAUGCAAGAAUUUAGAAGCUUAAGGAAUUAAUUCUGUACUUUGUAUAUGCUUCAUAUCUUGUGUUGAUAGAAGCAUCAAUGUAUUUUGCACCUUACUACCAAAUCUCCUAAUGAAAAUCAUAGGGAAAUGUGUGAGGGAUAAGUGACAUAAGGAUUAAAUUUAUGACUAGUCAAUUGCAUUUUCAGAUGAGCAAUUAAAUUAUUUUUAUUGAUAUAAAAACAUUACAACAGAAGUCCAUCAGGAGACUGUUUCAAGUAUUCAUGGUUUUAAAGCGAAUGCAGAGAAGAAUCUUAAGACAGCAGGUGAUCAAUGUUUUCCUCUAAGUGGAAGUACAGUAAUAGGAGAGGUAUCUUUCUUUCUUUAUAUGAAAAUCUAUUAGAAAAGCUUGUAGUACUUAGAAAAAAAUGGUCCUCAUUAAAUCUUAUAUAAAACCAUCACAAAUACUUGACAAAAAUAGUAUUUCCAUGUAAGUAUUUAAAGUUACUGAGAAAACUGAGUUGGAAGAUAGAAAAAUAAUUGGCUUCCAUUUGAUACUUUAGGAAGUAUCAAGCAGGAAUUCAAGGCACUCAGUUACAUACUGAAGUAAAAAUGUGGGUUGAAUUGUAAGCCUCAUUUUAUAACUAUAGUUACAGUUACAUAACAUUAGUUAUACCUAUAACCUCAGUUUAUAUAACUAUAACCUCAGAUAGCCACAUAAUGUGUUUCCUGAACCAGUGGAUGAUUUGUGAACUUGAAUUUGGGCAGAAAUAGAAAAAAUUCUCAUGCCAGAGAUGCACAGCUAAUAGUAGCAGUGCAAUGAUUGCUGUUAUUAGUCAAAUUCUCCUGCAGUUAACAUGGAAUUUAGAUAGUGCUCUAUAAUCUCAAGGAAGAUUGGUGAAUCUAUAAUAACAUUUCAGGGAAUUACAGAAAUUCUUUAGUAAGGAAAAGGAUAACAUUUGUUACAUUUGUCCCAAGAGACAGAGAAUAGAGACUUUUCAACACUUAGAAAAUGCUGCUUUGGACAUAUAUAGAGAAUUUGAUAGAGUGCUAAGAUUGUUAAAUACAAAUUUGGAUAAAACCCACAUAUUAUCCUGGUACAGGUAUA